AUGCAGCUCCUCCACCACUGCAACUGCACUUACGAUACGCCCAUCUCGUACAGUCCUUUUGCAUUUUCCCAGAAUAUAUCCUGCUCAAACUGCGGCACAAUAUCUACAGGCAUCAACGUUCAGGGGAAAGCAGCAGAAGACGCAAACAUGCAGCAGGAUGAGCUUACCCGGCUGUUUUCAGUCAAUAUGAACUUGUCGCAAGGCAACGAACAGCCCAUGCAACCACAGAUGCACCAAGAACAACCAGUGCAGCAACAGCAACAGCAACAGCAGGAAGACGCUCCCAAACAGAUCGUCUAUGCUUCCCAGCACUAUACACAUUCGUAUCAUGUACCUACUCGUAGUACUUCCGAACCAGCCUUGAAGACACACAUCGACUCGUCGGACCUCGCGGCUGUACUUCUAAGGAACAGCAUUGAUCCCUCUCUCCUGUUUCCUUCCCAGAUCGAGUUGUUUCAAAAUGCAGACGACGACCAGCGGCUGCGUCUCCUCGAACUUUGGCGUAUAUCCCCUCCAUCAGGGCGCCAAGGUCAUCCAGCAGGCGUGGACUACAACAUGUCUAGACAACUUUACGGCUGGCCGCCCACCAGUCUAGCACAGGAGGAGGCAAUGGCGAAGCUGAGAUACGAGAAGCAGCAAGCGGAGUCGGCGCAACAGGAGGCCAUCCAGCAGCACCAGCAGCAGUUGGAGCAGAGCAUGGCUGCAGCAAACGCUGAGCCCUACAUGGCUUCGGGAUAUGAAAUGAUGGCUAGGCGCGAGUAUGAAGAGUCGGCACGAGCCGAGAAGGCGUUGAAGGAAUCGAACAAGUACAACCAGGCCACUGAUCCGGUCUACAACAACACAGGAAGUAGUGGACUCUGGCAGAAGAACGUGGGCAGCGUCGCGGACAUGGAGAACAACUACGGAGCGUAUGCAUAUGCGCGAGAAUAUGGACUACAGGGUGGCUAUGGGGACGAGGAGAUGGUCAUGUGA
Alternaria atra is the source of this 972-nucleotide messenger RNA. RefSeq lists its product as uncharacterized. The record is from RefSeq and is a predicted model, not a curated record. Lineage: Eukaryota; Fungi; Ascomycota; Dothideomycetes; Pleosporales; Pleosporaceae. The coding region runs from base 1 to 972 and encodes 323 amino acids. The transcript is spliced from 2 exons.